Messenger RNA from Dermacentor albipictus, 6626 nucleotides. RefSeq names its product carcinine transporter-like. Gene Ontology annotation, molecular function: transmembrane transporter activity. Gene Ontology annotation, cellular component: membrane. The record is from RefSeq and is a predicted model, not a curated record. Lineage: Eukaryota; Metazoa; Arthropoda; Arachnida; Ixodida; Ixodidae. Gene Ontology annotation, biological process: transmembrane transport.
UGAUUUAGUUAUGAACGUGGGUACCGCCAUGGUAUGACACACGGAAGUUGAAACCAACGCGCAUACUUAAAUGGCCCGGCAGCGGAAGCCCGUCGCAAAUGGCGUCGGUCGAGAAAAUAGCCAUGUGAUUUCGUGCCGUCGUCUGCUUAACAUCGAAAAUAUUCUUAAAGCCGCAUCUAUGGCCGCAUUCUGAAACCGCUGAGAUAGACUGCAGUGUCACUUCUCCGUUUUGGACUUUUCAAGCAAGCGGCUCAAAGUGGUUUUGCUUGAAAUACUGAGAUGGAUUUUAACUCUGCGCUAUCUGGGGCAGGCGACUUUGGCACCUAUCAGAAGCUGCUGGUGCUGUUGCUGGUGGUUCCUUCCGGCGCUCUUUGCGCGCUUGUCUACUUCACCCAGUACUUCAUCAUCCUCAUCCCCGAGCAUUAUUCGUGCCAUCUCACUGAGGUUCCCCAAGCUCUGCUAAAUGCAUCCAAUCUCACGUCCGCUUUUCUGAGGACUCUGGCCUUGCCUCCUGAUGAGGAAGGCAAGGGAACGCUCAGCCAGUGUCGUAUGUACGAUGUGAACUUAACAUCUCUUAUUGAGGCUGGCACUGUGGAGGCGAAUGCUUCAUGGGAUGUGGUGGGCUGCCAAAAUGGCUGGGACUACAAUUUUGGCAACCUCUAUCCAACGAUCGCUACGGAGCUGAAUAUGGUGUGCGACCAAAGUCAUCUGUCAUAUUACAUACAAACCUUUUUCUACGCUGGAACCAGCAUAGGUUCAGUAUUUUUUGGCUUCAUUGCAGACAGGUAUGGCCGAAAGCCAUCAAUAGUUCUAAGCUAUGCCCUGGCAUGGCUGGCCGGCUUGGCGUCAUCUUUUGUGACAAACCUGGUUGGCUUCACCAUUCUGCGCUUUCUUGUGGGAAUGUGCAUCAUUCCACUUUCAGAAGAUCCUUAUGUGCUUAGCCUUGAAUACAUAGGACCUCGCUGGAGAACAUUACCCAUAGUGUUGUGGGCACUGUCAUACAUCAUCUUCUCUAUGCUGUGUCCAUGGUUGGCCUAUGGCAUUCAGAACUGGACCUAUCUGUCUGUCUGUACAAGCAUGCCAUUGCUGCUGGUUGUCGUCUUCAUGAGGUUUGUGCCAGAAUCUGCUAGCUGGCUGCUGACACGGGGCCGGAAUGAGGAUGCAGUCAAAUAUUUGCGCAAGGUGGCCUUCUUCAACAAGAGGGACAUCCCUGAGAAUCUGGAGCUGAAGAGAGAUCGGGGGGCCAAAGAAGAUGCCAAGAGGGUGACAUUUCUGGACUUGUUCCGAACACCCAGGAUUCGCAAGCAUUCACUGCUGAUGCUGUGUGCAUGGUUCUUCACAUACUGUUGCUACCACACCAACGUCUACAACACGUCAUUCCUCGGCACAGAUGUAUACCUCUCGUACACGUUGGGCUCCCUAGUGGAGCUACCUGGAAUGCUGCUUGUGCUGUUUGGCUUGGACACGCUUGGUCGUCGCUGGCCCAUGAUUAUUGUGACGGGUGUUGCUGGCAUUGUUGGCAUCCUGUCCAUUCUCUUCCGCAAUGGUUCCCAAGUCACCGUGCUGGUGCUGAGCCUUCUAAUGAGGGUGUGCCUGACGGCCGAGUAUGACACCAUCAUGCAGUAUUCUGCUGAGGUGUACCCAACCGUUCUCAGGGGUCGUGGCCUGGCGUUUCUACGCUUUGCCGGCACCCUCAGCCUCUAUGUUAGCCCAUCUAUUGUCUAUUUGUCUCGCCUGGACCCCACAUACCCAAUGCUCAUCACUGGUGUCAUGUCACUGGUCCUGAGUGUCCUAUCCCUGUUCCUGCCUGAAACCAAAGGCAAGCACAUGCCGCAAACCUUGCAAGAUGGGGAACUCUUUGGAGCAGACCAGCACCUCUUGGAUUUUCCUUGCCUUGGGGACAAAGGCGAGCCAACAAACUGUGAUCCACCCAGUGUUUCUGCUGCAGUGAGCUGCUAGGCAUGGGACAAUCUGCAGUCUUCAUCUAUGAGUUCUUGGCACGAUCAGCAUUGAGUUAGGUCAUUUGCAGCUUCUAUGUCGUUGUGAGGGAUACAUUCACAGAUGUUUUGUAAUGUUCAGUGUAUUCAUGAUGAAAUUACGAGACUAGUAAGAAUGUCACGGGAUUUUUUAAUAUUUACGAACACUUGCAAACUUUCUACCUUGGAAGAAAUCACAUAAGUAUGCCUGAAAUAUUUUUCUUUUAUCUGUAGUAUUGCUACCAAAAGUUUACAGGGUGUGGUAUCUGCAAUACGGCUGAAUGUCUCUGCAGCUAGCGCUUUCUGCUUGGAAUUAAAUUUUCUGCUUGCACUAGUAGUAUGUGCGAACAACGUGGCAUUCUAUUGUUUUACAGGCUGCAAACGCAUGUUGUCUGCUAAUUCAGGUUUAUCGCAGAACCCACGUCCUGUACAUCCAUACAGCUUUUUGUACCACGUACUUACUGAUGUGAUCUAGUUAACUGAGCUGGCAUAUGCUGCUCUGUGCAAGGAAAGCCCAAAAUGUGGCAAAAGUUGAGGAGUACAGUGUAGGAAGUUGCUAAAAAUGCAUUGCUCUGCUGAUAAAGCCUGAUGUUGGGUUUAUUGGCAAAGCGACGAGAGCUUUGCAAGUUUUGUAGGAAUGAAAGUGCCUUGUGAAAAGGAUUUUUCACAAACUGUGAAGUUUGUAAUCACUAGUGCCAUAGACAGGUAACUUGUCUGUUAUUAGUUGCUGUGUAAAAAAUACAUGCUAUGUGUUUUCUUAGUUUUGCCUUAAGCAGGAAUUGCAAAUUCUCAUAGGUGACACUCAAGUUAAGGUAUGGUUGCAACUUUUACAGCAGUAAAGAUGUACACUUUAUGAAAAUUCUGUAAUGUAGUACUACAUGCCUAUUCAUGGCACAGUCAGCUAAAAGAAGUGAGCCACUAAUUUGUACAUGCUUCUUCCUGAUGGUGAGUUGUGAUUUGUUAGGCAUAAUUUUUUGCACUCAUUUAUUGCUCAUACAUAUAAGUAACGUUGGUUUCCAUAUGGUUUCUGAAAAUGGCUGUAUUAACGCGUUAAGCAGAAGUGACAGAAAAGUCAGUGACUUUUGGGGAAGCUGUCUGUCGUGUCUAAUGGGAGAGAAAUUAAUGGGAGAGAAAUUGGAAAAUAAUGUGAGAAGCCUUGCCUUAAUUAACAUUUAUUGAGCUACCGCAAUCUUUUGACAAUGUAUUGAUGCCACAAUGUGUCAAGGGAGGAGUAGGUAAUGAUAGUACCUGCUUACGUUAUCUUCACACGUGAAUGUUUACUGUUUCAGGCGAUGCACGUUUUCAUGUGGUAGGGAGGGCCAGGCUUCAUGUGGUAGUGAGUGCACCACAUGCAAUCUGUGGGGAUUAUAGGUUAGAAUUAGCACUAGUGGUUGCACUGACUUUUCAGAUGCACCUAGCUUUUUUUUACAUACUGUCACCUUAAUAUUUUUCUCACUUUCAUCCUUAUGAUGCAAAACAGAGAAAAGCUAAUAUACCAAAACACUAUACUGCCCUGUGCCUUCUCAGUUUGUAUGCUUUGGUCUUCGUGUUUCUUUAAAAGAAAGAAAAUAUGCAACUCUGACUUUUAUUAUUUCUCAUGGCUGUUUUCCAAGUUAUAUGUACUAGCUAAACUGACCAGACAUCCCACUGUUCCAACUGGUUUUGUGCUCUGACACACCCCUGUGCCUCCCUAGUUGGCAAAUGCCAAAGUGCAAGUUGCUGUCUGCAAGACAGAUGUAGAGCGUUCUUGCCCAAGAUGGGCGGGCAAGAGAAAAAAGCUCAGUGUUCUCCCACCAAAUUGCUGACAAUAGAUGCACACAAGUAUUCUCAUGGUCCGGCUCUAGAUGUAAAGAAUGGAUUGGCUUGAGCUUGUGUACAGGUGUACUCUUCGUUUCCAAUUUUCUGCACUGCAGUGGAAGCUAAGGAUCACAUCAACCAACUAGGAGCAAGAGCCGACUGCGUGUCUCGCCUGCAGAUUGUUUGCCACUAAGCCUCUCAUGAGUGAUGCUAGCUGACAGGGAUGGAUUAGCGAUGCACAAUGAGUAUGCUCUCCUUUCUACCAUGAGGCAUCUUUAUGGUUUUAAGAUGUAGCAUAGCGAGAAGAUUAAGAGUAUCCCUGCCAGCCGUGCAUACAAUGAGAAUCUUAAUGAAGAACAGAGUAGUGCUGUGUUGAGCAUAGCACUGAGAAGCUGUAUUUGCAAAUGGAAGUGAAAUGGUAGUGUGCCGCUGUAGUUUAUGGAACCAUUUGACCUUCAAAUUCUAGAUUAGCCUUCUUGGAUCUGUGCCGUCACUUCCAAUUUCCUUUCGCUACCUAUGCACCCUGCCAUCACAAGACUGAUUUUUUUCAUAAAGCUUAUUUGCCCAACAGCUUAGCUCCGCACUUUUUGUGCGAAAUUGCAGAUUAAAAAAAAAAGUUCAUGCAAUAUUUGGCUAAUUGCUCCAAUAUUAAGCAGUGUCCCAUCUCAGGCUGGUAGUUCUUAGGAAAGCUUGUUUUGUAUUGUUCAAAUAUAGUAUCACACUUAAAUCCCAACUUCCCCCAACUUUUGUGUGUGAUGCUGUUGGGCUUUGGGAAGCCUGAUCACUUUAGCUUCUUGUGAGGUGCAUUCAAGUGUUUGCACAGCACAUCCUCCAACAUUUUAUGUGUUAUAAAAUAUGAAUAUUGUGGUUGAGUGGUUGCUGACCAUUUGUGUUAUGAAAGUGCUUUGUCCGUUGUAUGUACAAUCCAGUGCAGCAUUUAUGGCUUUAUGUCCCAAAUGCUAGUGUUAAUCAUAUGCAGGCAGUGACUUGUAGCCUAUGAAUAACAUUAGCCAUGUUACUUGUGUGUAAACGUGAAGUUGUUUGUGUCCGACUGGCGUUACUUUGAUAUUACCACACACUGCAUUAGUAACAAAUAUUCAAAUGACAUCUUUUGCACUAAUGACUGAAUUAAGGGUGUAGUAUGUUUUCUUUGCAGAAAUCGACUGAUUGACUGUGAGGUGCGGUGCAUUAGCAACAUGUUUAUCGCAUGAUCAUGUAGGCAAGAAGAGUGUCAGCGGGCUGUCAGGGCAAAGCUUUAAAAUGCAAGGUUGUGAUAAGAAUACAUGUGUUGUGGUAAAGCACUGGCUUAAAUAAUGUGCAUAUAUGGUGCCUCACUGAUUCUUCUACACUUUGUUGAAUGCAACCUAUCUCUGCAUGUAACCUUCAUUCAAAUCGCAACCCCCAGGAGAAGCAAAAUUUUGGCAGAGCAGUCUAGUACAAUCGUUCACUCAAGCCAAAGCUCCAGAUAUGAUUUUGAAUAUUUUGUCAUUGCUGCUGCUUUGUGUUAAAAAGUGGUAUGGCUAUACAGUGAAGCUGGGCCUGAAGGCAAAAUUUGAGAAUAACUUGUCCAUCACAGUGUUCUUAAUGUAUAUAAAUAUUUGGUUGAGGUGUUAAACACUAAAAUAUGGUACCUAUUUUUUGGCUGCAUGCUUGAUGAAUUUGUUUUAGCUUUUCUUAGUGCAUUGAAAGCACAGACUCUUUUGCAGAGCUUACUGACAUAAGCUCAAUGAAUUGUUUCGGGUAAGAAGGGAGAAUGAGCUUGCCAUGUGGAAAGCUGAAUGUUUAUACCGUGUUCAAGUUUUUCGUGAACAAGUGGUCCUUUCAGAAUUUAGGCAGCUAGUAUGCACUCCCAAAUUUUUUGCGAUUGCACCAAUUUCACUUCUGCACAAGCUCUUAUUUGCAUUAAUGGUGUGAUGCCUCAUAUAUUAUAUGUGACACACCAUAUUCUGAACUUAAAAUCGAUCUAGAUCGACAGUUUAAAGCGAUUCUGCUAAUAAAUAAUAAAGAAGCCAUGGUACAUUUUAUGAUAUACUGAGGACUACAGAAUUCAGCAGGUGGUUUUCCAAUUUAUGUAAAAGAAGCACUCUCUUGAAUCUCAUUAUAAUCAUUAGCCAUCGAUCAGUGUUAGAGCUUUAUUUGUUGAUGCUGUGUAUGCUAUUCAUUACCAGGGAUGUGAAAAAUGGCCCUGACAGGACAUAUAUGUUUUUGGUGGUCCUAGAGAGAGUGCAACCUUCAAUAUCUCAGGACCCAUUUCAACAUUGAUGUUACACAGUGUGAAAAGUGCUGUGUGGCAUGUUGUCCAUGUACAUAUCCAAAGAAAUAAAGGCCACCAUAAGAAGUGAACAAAGUACUACACUAAAGAACCUGCCAUGUUUGUUUCCAAAUAACAUUUGCAUAUGUAUGAUCUCUGACUUAGUACUUUUGUUCAAUAAUGUAAACCCGUGACCGAAAGUAUACGGACCAGGGAUUGCGCAAUAAAACUAAUUUUCUCUUCUUUCUGUGAAUGCAACUUGAAAUGAAAGACUGUAAUCCAAACUUGGCAUUGCAAAUUUUCAAGUGCAAUCGUCAGUUUCAGUUUAUGUGGGUUAAUUACAAAGAAAUCCAGUUUUUUCAGCAACCCUGUGGUCCGUAAAUUUUUGCUCGCAGGUUUACUUGUGUAACAUUGUAUGCAAUUGUGAUGUUCUCAGUGACCUGCAGGUAUAUCUUUUUUCGUUACAUGCUGUUAUAGUAACAAGUUUUCAAAUGAAGCCUUUUGCACUAAUAAUUAGCCUCUUUCUUCAUUCUUCAUUCGUUUUGUGAAAAGUGAUGAAGCUGUCAGAUGCAUUGGAAUUGGAAGUAAAAUGUUAAAGAGAC